UUUGGGUUAAUGUCGGCUAGCUGAUUCAGUAGGUAGCAUUGAUGGUCAUCCAUUCGAUCCUCCGCGCUUCCGUGACCAGGGAUGUGAUCAGUCAAUGGUGGCUUUCCAUCGUCAAAAACCAUUGGUCGUGUGCUUUCAUAGAGGAAUCUCUCUAUCUUCUUGUCGAUGAUAGCUGCAUAUCUGUGGGUCCAUUGUCUCACUCUGAGCGGAGUGAAGGUUCCCAUCCAGCACAAAUGAUUCCAUUGUUAGCCUGGAGAAUAAACUCUUUGGCUGAAACAUGCAGAUAGAGGCGUCGGGAGUUGAAACAUGCGCCCAAUGCAGCAAAGGACCACAGUAUCCGAACAGCAUAGAGCCUGUGUCAGUCGAGAGAAUGUUCGCCUGUUGUCAACGUAGAAAUAAACACUGUAUCCAUGUGGAUGGCACCGUUCUGGCGGUACCGGCAGUUUCCAGCAUACCUAACGCGGAGUACUGCUCGCAUGUAAUCAGUACUAUAUGUAGACAUCCCUUCAGAGACCCCGCAACCGACGUAUUACGGAACAUAUACUCUUUUCACGCAUUGAUGCCGAGAGCCGGGAUUGGGUUAAUAAAGCCAUUACCCGUAGGCUUUCGGCCAACUUCCGUCCUGCUGCCAUAUUGUAGUAUUACCUCUGUUUCUUGUGGACAGAUGGACUCCAUCCAGAGCGUCACCGAACGAUUGAUGGCCAGGGAUGCCGCCCCGCAAGCAUUCCCCGAUCUGGAUUCGAUAUAUAUAUAUACCUAAGUAAGAGCCUCUGAUCACAAGUCCUAUAAUGAGACAUCAGCUCGACGUUCGAACCGACGCCCCGGACGAGGCCGCGUACGAGAUAGACGCCAUGGACACAUGACGAAGAUCAUACCAAGCUAUCCCCUAAGAUAUGGGCUGAGCAGCCGUGGCCGUCUACAGUGGCACGGUCUAGCUCU
Molecule: messenger RNA, 939 nt
Organism: Trichoderma harzianum CBS 226.95
Lineage: Eukaryota; Fungi; Ascomycota; Sordariomycetes; Hypocreales; Hypocreaceae
Exons: 2
Coding region: 278-760 (160 amino acids)
Source: RefSeq, a predicted model, not a curated record